UUAUCAGCGGUACCGAGCGGGCCGGGCUGAAUACGAACUGACAACUUAAACCCUAUGGCUGCGUAGGAGCUGCAGGUUAGCCAUACAAUCAGUUUCACUGUUUAAUUUAUUGCUGAAGGGAUGCCGUUACCGACACCACUAACGUAGUUUUAAUGAAGUCUUAACAGACAUUCAAAGGUUGUGAUUGAGUGAGCUCUGUUAGCUUAGCAGGCCGACUUCCCAAUGAAAUAACUAGUUGUCGAGCGUUUUCUUCGUAGCUAAGAGCUAACGUUAACAGGAGUUGGAGCAGCAACACAAGACACAGGAUGAACUGCCCCCCAACCAAGCGCCUCCGAGGUCUGAACCAAAAUGCAGCGACAGCAGUGGCCUUUGAUGACCCAUUUGGAGAUGACGAGGACUUCACCCAGGAUGACUUGGAUGAGAUUGACAUCAUCGCCUCUCAGGCCAUCACCUCAGCUGCUGCAUCUGGGCUUGGAUCUAAACCAGGAGCCAAACCAAUGGAGCUGGCCCGUGGAUCUGCUUGGCCUGCAGGACAGACUAAUUCUGUGUGCAGAGCCGCAAAAGAUCAGCGCAGAGAGAACAUGUUUGGGUUUAGUGGCAGCAGCAGCAGGAUACCAAGCAGAGAACUUCUCGGUAACAUGCAGCAGCAGUUUGGAUCAGACAGAGAAGACUACCGUCUCCUGGAGGCUCAGCAUGCAGAGCUUAAGAGGAAGCUGAAGGAGGUGGAGGAGGAGAUUGUGUUGAAGAGCGGGGAGAUCCGGGUCUUGAGGGACUCUCUGAAAGGAGCUCAGCUGGACAAGGAGGCCCAGCGGCAGAACCAGAUCCUGCUGGAGACUCAGAGACAGAGAGAGCAGAACGAAAGGGAGAAGGAGCUCAACAAGAAGGUGCAGUCUUUGCAGUCAGAGCUGCAGUUUAAAGAAGCAGAGAUAAACGAGAUGAAGACGAAACUGCACAGUUUGGACAGACACAAGAUUUCCCCGCCACUGCCAAAAAAUAGUCCUAAAGUGAUGAGCGGUCUCGUCCAGGUGCAUCGUAGCAGCAGCAGCUCCUCUUCUCCAACAGGAAAUGGUUUUAUCACCAAAGAAACGUUUGGAGCCAGUGUCCCAUCUAAAACAACACCGGUGAAGACCCGGAGACAUGGUGGGGACAGAGGGUCUUCCAGCAACAGAUGUGGAGACAAACAGGAAGUGUCUCGCCCAGACCCCUUCCUGUCCGUCACACCUGCACACCUGCACCACAGUGCUGGAGUCCUGCUGGGUUUGUUGUUGCAGCAGCCUUUGUCUCCCAGCAGCCUCGGCCUCUCUCACCUGCUCUCUAUGAGUCUGACUGACGUCCACCUGGCAUCCAGUGGGCGGUCAGCAGGUUUUCUGCUCCACUCUGAUGCGGCAGUCAGUGAAGGGGGAGCUCCCAGAGCUGCUCUGAGUCCAGUCCAGAGUCUGGCUGUAACUGGACUCAACAUGCUAAGUCAGAGCCAACCAAAAGCUGAAGCCAGCAGUAAAAACAAAAGAUCAUGUCCUGGAGCUGUUCUCCUCCUCUCUCUGUUGGACCUUCACCUGUCUCGACUCUGUCAGGCUCUGGAUUCACUCCGCCCCACGUCUGCUGGCGAUGCAAACUCUGCUCACUCAACUCACUCGCUCCCAGCAGGCCAUGCUGCCCCUGCUGAUGAACUAGGGAGACCGGAGGAGGCUGCUUUGGCUGGUUUCACUGUGGAGGAUAUCGGCUUGGCUGCUCUGAGACUCCUCUACCUGGUGGUCGCCCAUAGUGACGAGGUGGUGAAGGCUGUCUUGUCAAGUCAGAGCGAAGUUACAGUCCAGGAGCACUCAGCUGCAGGUGUGGGUCUGUGCUCCCAGAAUGCUUUGCUGCAGUCACUGUUGCGGCUGUGCGAAGCAGGGUUAGGCGGUGGCCGGAGCUCACAGAGAGAGAUGCUUGUCCUCAAUGCCAUGAAGACCCUGUGCGUCCUUAUUGAGAGGACGCCACACACACACUCUGAGAGGUUGCAGUGUGUGUUGCAGGUGGUCUGUGUGUGUUUGUCAUCGGCAGACAACAGCUGGCACACAGUUUCAGAGUGUUUGUCUGUCCUCAUGUCCAUGUCGGACCACCCGACACUGGCUCAGCAGAUCUUCUCUCAGCAUGACCCAUGUGUUUUCCUGAAGUUGUUCAAGUUCAUCAGAACUAGAACAGACAACCAGGCAACACAUACAGACUGGAUCCAGCUGGACCUGCAGGUGGUCCGUUUGCUGAGCAGACUAAUGACUCAGAGAGCAGAGAGCUGGACCCCCUGCCAGAGCAGCUCCUGUCAAUGCUACACUGAGCUGGUUCAGACAGUGGUGAUUGUUUUCCAUCGUCAGUGGUUGGAUCUUCGUGGUUCCCAGGAGCUGACGGACUCAACAGGGCUGGCCCUGCCCCUGCAUCAGUGCUCUUCCUCCUCGCUGCCAUGGUGGCGCGGCGCUGCGGCAUCUCUGCUAAGAGAGUGUCUACUGCUGCUGCACUGGCUGCUGCUGCAUCACGGCAGCUUCUCAGAGAGCUGCAGGCCACUGCUGCACAUGUACGACCAGGUGAUCCCCGCCGUGCGAGACACGCUAAGGAAAAUCCCUGAGCUGAGCGAGAGUGAAGAGCUGGCGUUGGAGGAGAUCUGCCGCUCAGAGGGCGAUGACACUGAUGACAUGGACACUGAUACUGUCUCCUGAUUGGCUGUUCCCACUGACUCCACCAAUGAGCAUGCCUGAGGGACAUUUUAAUGGCUAUUGAAUGAAUAUUUCAGACUGGGACGAGGACAAUACAGAGACUUUGUAUCUUGUCAAACUUUACUGUGAGGAAGUGGAUGAAGGAGACUGACUGAAGUGACGGACAGAGUCACAGAAUUUAUUCUGCUGUGUGAAUGGUUUAAAAAAAAUAAAUAAAUAAAACAUGAACGCGGAAA
Molecule: messenger RNA, 2920 nt
Organism: Scatophagus argus
Lineage: Eukaryota; Metazoa; Chordata; Actinopteri; Scatophagidae
Product: ATR interacting protein
Exons: 17
Coding region: 306-2687 (793 amino acids)
Biological process (GO): DNA damage checkpoint signaling; DNA repair
Source: RefSeq, a predicted model, not a curated record